Molecule: messenger RNA, 1606 nt
Organism: Physella acuta
Lineage: Eukaryota; Metazoa; Mollusca; Gastropoda; Physidae
Product: zinc finger protein 385B
Molecular function (GO): nucleic acid binding; zinc ion binding
Source: RefSeq, a predicted model, not a curated record
UCAGUUUGAUUCUUAUCUCCCUAAUGACGUCAUAAUAUAGUCGAGUAGUAGAUUCUAGAGAUCUAGCACCUUUCAGAUUUUUGUGAUUGCAGUCACAAACAAGAUCUAGAUCUAGAAUCUUGAUUUAUCUAGCUAGAAUUAUUGUGGUCCAUGGUUGUACAAGAUUAAGCUAUGGAAAUUGUCAGGUACAACAAACGACUUUCAAAAGCCAUCCAGGAGCUCUUCAUUAACAUGAUAGUUCCGUCCAAUUUUCUGCUUCUCAUACACAGACACAAUCCUGAUGUGUUAACUGAUGAAGAUAUUAGUCGCCUGCGUCUGCGCUUACAAAGCAGCAUUGCCAAAGAGAUUAACUUGGACCUUUUAGACUGCAUGACACAUUAUGAGGGCUGGUUUGACUGUUUGUUAAAGGUUUUAUCUGACCCUGAGUUAAAGCAAGCUAACUUAAUCCCAGCUUUUCAGAGAAUAAAAAGGGAAGUUGAUGAUGCCUAUCCAAACCAGGGGAGUCAGGCAAUGGCACGCGAUGUUGUCCCCAGUUUAGAGAGCUCCAGGUGCUCUAGGGAACUUUUACUACAGUCUGAUUCUGUUCAUUUAAAAAAUCAACAGAAAAAAAAUUCAGGCAAAACAAUACCAGCCAGAACAAAAGAAACUAUUCCCAGAAAUUCUGAGGCUGAUGAGAAAAAUAAACUAGACUGUGAGAUAUGUGGUAUUGUCUUAUCAUCAGAGUCUCAGAAAAAAGAUCAUCUCACUGGAACAAAACACUUGAAUAAAGUCAAGGAGCUGAGUAAAACUGAUGUGCAAGUCAAGUCUAAAGGUGAAAUGGGUAAUGAGGAAAAUUUGAAAAAGCUUAACAAAAGUUAUAACAAAUUCAAAGUUUUGCCAGAUGUUGCAAAAGGACAGAAACCUGAUCCAACCCCAUUGGAAAAUGCCCAAGUGGCAUCAGGAAGUGUUAGUCCAAUAGCAGGUGCUGCACCCAAAGCAAAAAACAUACCAAAAAAAAAAAAAAAUCCUCCAACACCAGAUCUUAACGUUACACAUCCUGUAGGUCCCACAAAUACCAGCACCUCACAAAGUGCAGCCAAAAAUCCCACCAAAGACAAUAUUGCUUUCCAGGAUAAUAUGUAUUCAGUGGCUUUGGAUAAAAAUGGGAAGGGUAAGUGUGAACUAUGUCAAGUAAUUUUAUCUUCUGCCAAGAUUGCUAAAGACCACAUAGAUGGGAAAAAACACAAAAGUAAUCUUCAAGCUUUGAAUUUACCCACAUAAAUAACAAUUUAAAGAAAGGCCUAUUUGAAUUAUAUAUUACAUAAAAUCUAAAAUCAUAUUUUGACAUACACAUAUCCUAAAUAAAUUUACCUCACAAGGCAAAUGCUUUUGAUUUUUUUUAAAGCGACGUUUGUAUAUUCUUUAAAGCUUAUUUUUACUUUAUUUUAUUGCUGUAAAUUUAUUUAAUAAAUAAAAUAUAUAAAUUUAUGUAAAAUUGUGAUUAGAAAAGCUAAUUUUUCACUGAAUUCUUUUAAAGCUGAAUGCUUGUAUUAAGCUUAAGUCCAACAAAAGAAUCCAUAAGUUGUAUUAGGCAAUAUUUAAAACUACAAAUUGUUUACUUAGCUAA